UGGGCGCACGCCAGGGGCCUCUCCAGAGAGGGGCCUUUCCCUGGGCACAGGUUCACACACACCUGUAGGGGAACCGGGGCCUCACCCGCGGGUCUGGAUGGGUGCUGGGGUCCCGCUGGGGGCAUCCGAGAGCCGUGGGUCCCCCGCCCCUUCCCGCCCCGCCCCCGCGCGGCCCGUCCGCCCCGCCCCGCGGCCCCCAAAUGCCCCGCCGCUGCCCGCCGCCGGCCCUUCCGCCUCACUCAGCCGCGCUGCGGAGCGGACGGGCGCGGGCCAUGCUGCGGACGGCAGGGAAGGAGCUCGCCCUGGCGCCGCUGCAGGACUGGGGCGAGGAGACCGAGGACGGAGCGGUGUACAGCGUCUCCCUCCGGCGGCAGCGCAGUCAGCGCCUGAGCCCGAGGGAAGGGCCCGGCGACGGCCAGGCCCCCGGCCCCCAUGCCAGCACCUUCCUCCAUUACCGCACCAGCAAGGUGCGGAUGUUAAGGGCGGCGCACCUGGAGCGGCUGGUGCGGGAGCUGGUGUCUGUGGACCCUGAGCAGGACCCGGGCUUCGUCCCUGCCUUCCUGGCCACCCACCAGGCCUUUGUGCCCACCGCUCGGGUUUUGGGCCUUCUCCUGCCACCACCUCCGCCGCCCCUGCCCCCCUGGGUAGAGAUCAAGAAGACAGAGGGACAAGAUCUGAGCUUCAACAAGAACCUGAGGGCUGUGGUGUCUGUGCUGGGCUCCUGGCUGCGGGACCACCCUCAGGACUUCUGGGACCCCCCUGCCCACUCGGACCUGGGCAGAGUCCGGACCUUUCUGGGCUGGGCUGCCCCACUGGGGGCUGAGGCACUGGAAGCAGAGAAGCUGCUGAGAGACUUCCUGGAGGAGGCUGAGCAAGAGCAGGAAGAGGAGGAGCAGCCCCAGGCUUCCGCAGGGCCUCCUGGGACUGCCCGGACCCCCAGCCCAGACUCCCCCGAAGGCUACUUGGAAGAGGAGGAAGGGCUGGUGCAAGAAGGCCCUGAGCUGCUGGACUUCAGUGUAGACCAAGUGGCUGAGCAGCUGACUCUGAUGGACGUGGAACUCUUCUCCCGCGUGCGGCCCUGCGAGUGCCUGGGCUCCGUGUGGUCCCAACGGGACCGGCCAGGGGCCGCCGGCAUCGCCCCAACUGUGCGCGCCACUGUGACUCAGUUCAACCUGGUGACCGGCUGCGUGCUGGGCUCUGUGCUCGGGGCGCCGGGCCUGGCUGCCCCGCAGAGGGCGCAGCGGCUGGAAAAGUGGAUCCGCAUUGCCCAGCGCUGCAGGGAACUGCGGAACUUCUCCUCCCUGCGCGCCAUCCUGUCCGCCCUGCAGUCUAACCCCAUAUAUCGGCUCAAGAGCAGCUGGGGCGCUGUGAGCAGGGAACCAUUAUCCACGUUCAGGAAACUUUCGCAGAUUUUCUCAGAUGAGAACAACCAUCUCAGCAGCAGAGAGAUUCUUUCCCAGGAGGAGGCCACUGAGGGACCCCAAGAGGAGAAUACGCCCCCAGGGAGCCUGCCUUCGAAACUGCCCCCAGGCCCGGUUCCCUACCUUGGCACCUUUCUCACGGACCUGGUUAUGCUGGACACAGCCCUGCCGGACAUGCUAGAGGGAGAUCUCAUCAACUUUGAGAAGAGGAGGAAGGAGUGGGAGAUCCUGGCCCGAAUCCAGCAGUUGCAGAAGCGCUGUCGGAGCUACUGCCUGAGCCCCUGCCGGCCCAUCCUGGCUGCCUUGCGAGCCCAGCGCCAGCUCAGUGAGGAGCAGAGCUACCGUGUCUCCCGUGUCAUUGAACCACCAGCCGCCUCCUGUCCCAGCUCCCCACGUGUGCGGCGACGAAUCAGCCUCACCAAGCGUCUCAGUGCGAAGCUGUCCAGAGAGAGAGGCUCCUCUCCUGGUGGGAGUCCUGGGGACCCCUCAUCCCCCACCUCCAGUCUGUCCCCAGGGUCUCCCCCAUCUAGUCCUAGAAUGAGGGACCCUCCUCCUGGAAGUCCCCCAGCCUCUCCAGGGCCCCAAGGCUCCAGCGCCAAGUUGCCCCUGGCUUUGACCCUGAGCUGUCCUGGAAUCCCCCACGUGGGGCAGCAGGGCUCAGAGGCCCGGGUCAUCCGAGUCAGCAUCGACAAUGACCAUGGGAACCUGUAUCGGAGCAUUCUGCUCACGAGUCAGGACAAGGCCCCCAGUGUGGUGCAGAGAGCCUUGCAGAAGCACAAUGUGGCCCAGUUCUGGGCCCGUGACUACCAGCUCUUCCAAGUCCUUCCGGGGGAAAAGGAGCUCCUGAUUCCCGACAACGCCAAUGUCUUCUACGCCAUGAGUCCAGCCGCCCCUGGAGACUUCAUGCUGCGGCGGCGGAAGAGGAGGAGGCCCAGCACACAACCUCAGUCUCCCCGACCUGAGCUGGCCCUCUCCUGCCUCCAGGACACAGGUCCCAUGGGCAGCUUCUGUCACCAUGGGGGCAGGAAGGGCACUCCUCUCCCAGAAAGCUCCCAUUCCCCAGUAAAGUCCAUUGUGCUCCAUACCCUGUGGCCCCCUCCCCCCAACUUCACUGGGCCCCAUCCCACUGACCCUCUUGGCACUGGAUCCCUAUUCCAAAGUCUUCAGCUCACAGGGUGGCUGGUGGAGGGCUCUAUUGCAUACUGGGGGUCAGACCCUUCCCUAGAGAAAGCUUGUAACUGUUGGAGAUGCAUCACAAUGGACAGAAGUAGAUGAAAACAGUGACCAAAGAUAUGAAACAGGAGUCAGUCUUCUUUGUUUGGUGCCUGCGCCUCAUGUUCAUUCUUCAUUAAGAUUAAAAAAUGUAAAAGAAAAGAACCAAGAACCCUAAGGAAAGGAUUGGGUGAAGCAUGACCAGACACUGGGGGAGGGAGGCUGUCAUACACACAGGUUUCAGGACUCCCCCAACAUUUUGGGGGUAAUAUGCUGCUUUUCUGCUGUGUGUAUGGGAGAUGAAGAAAUGAAAUUCCAUUGGAAUCAGAGACAAAAACAUCAUCACCCAUGAGUGUCAAUAAGCUGUGAGGACAAAAGGUGAAGCUGAGUUCUCUCAGUACUGGGGUAGGAAGGAGAGACAGGUAGAGCCCAUCCUGGCAUGGCCCAGUGGUUGAGCAUCGACCUAUGAACCAGGAGGUCAUGGUUGGAUUUCCGGUCAGGGCACACGCCCGGGUUGCAGGUAGGGGACGUGCAGGAGGCAGCUGAUCAAUGAUUGGCUCAUCAUUGAAGUUUCUGUUUCUCCCUCUCUUUUCCUCUCUGAAAUAUAUAUGUAAUUUUUAUUUGUUUAAAGAAGAAGAAACAGGUCAAGAAGGCAGAGGUGGAGUGAGCUAUAGGGCAUCUACAACAGUCACAGCAAGAACAAUAACAUGCCCUCUUAUGAACUCUGCUCUGUGCUGGACGAUAACUAGGGGCUUUAUAUUUCACUGUAUUAAUCAAGAUUCUUUAUGUUUCAAGUGGUCAAAAAUCCAAUUCAAACAGGCGUAUGCAUAAAGGAAAUUAAUGGCUUGUGUAAUUUGAAAAAUUUAGUGGGUCCACUUCAGGUACAGUUGGAUCCAGGGACUGAAAAGAUGUCAGGAUUUUGUUGCUGUCUCUUGGCUCCAAUUUUGCUCUCAGAAUGAGACUGUCUGUUGUCCCCUCAAAUCCAAUCACCUUCUAUGGUGAUAGAACUAGUGACUUUUACCUGGUCACCCAGAGUAAAAACUGCCUUUCCAGUCUCCUUUUCAGCAAAUGUGAUCAUGUGACUAAGUCCUGGCCAAUGAGAUGUAAAAGGAAAGGAUGUGGGCAAAUACUAGGUCCUGCUCUUAAAGGGGUAGUCCUCCCCUUCCUCCUCUUCUGCCUCCCGCUGUGUGGAGUGGAUCCUGUGGGGUCGGGUGGGCCACACCCACUAAAUAACUGAGCAACAAAAGGAAAGGAGCAUGGAACCACCAUAUUGUAUUGCUGCUACUUGGAUUGUUGCAUAAGAGAGAAAUAAAUGUCCACUUUACUUGAACCACUAUUAUUUGGGUUUCUAUUACAGUAGCCAGAAGAACAUUUUAAGUAACAUAGCCCCACUCCAAGGCAGGCUCACACCUCCUGGGAGCAUUGCCAGGCUUACAUCCCACCGUCUCCUUCCUCCUAUGCAAGGAGAACAAACCCCUUUCUCCCAUCAGGCCCAGCAAAAGGCCCACAGCAGAUGCCCAUUGGACCAACUGAACCAGUAGCAGCGGUUCUCAACCUGUGGGUCGCGAACAAUGAAAAUACAUCCUGCAUAUCAGAUAUUUACAUUACGAUUCAUAACAGUAGCAAAAUUACAGUUAUGAAAUAGCAACAAACAUAAUGUUAUGGUUGGGGUCACCACCACAUGAGGAACUGUAUUAAAGGGUCGCUGCAUCCGGAAGGUUGAGAACCACUGGAGAGGAAUGAGAUACUAAUUAGCCAUGCCUGGGUCCUGGGCCCAUCCUUUGAGCUGGCAGAGGAGUCAAGUCUGGGAGGGCACAACAAUUGAAAUUCCAUUUGGGUGUUGUUACUAGGCGAAGGGAGAAUUCUGGUGAAUGGGCAAUAAAACAACCCCUAGGGUUCUAAACAUUGUCUUUGGAGCAAUAAUGGGGGAUGCUCAGGGCCUGCCUGGGGUAAGAGAGGAGAUAGAAGAAUCUAAGCAUCAUGUAGGGUCUGUUAAAAGACAGAUUACAGCUUUGGCCGGUUUGGCUCAGUGGAUAGAGCAUCAGUCCUCAGACAGAAGGGUCCCGAGUUCCAUUUAGGUUAAGGGCAUGUACCUCGGUUGGUGUCUCAUAUCAUCCAUGUUUCAGUCAAGGCACAUGCCCGGGUUGUGGGCUCAAUCCCCAGUAGAAGGCGUGCAGGAGGCAGCCGAUCAAUGAUUCUCAUCAUUGAUAUUUCUAUAUCUCGCUCUCUCUCCCUUCCUCCCUGAAAUCAAUA
Myotis daubentonii (Daubenton's bat) is the source of this 4886-nucleotide messenger RNA. It is a transcript of the gene RGL3, whose product is annotated as ral guanine nucleotide dissociation stimulator like 3. The record is from RefSeq and is a predicted model, not a curated record. Gene Ontology annotation, molecular function: guanyl-nucleotide exchange factor activity. Gene Ontology annotation, biological process: Ras protein signal transduction. Gene Ontology annotation, cellular component: plasma membrane. Lineage: Eukaryota; Metazoa; Chordata; Mammalia; Chiroptera; Vespertilionidae.